Molecule: messenger RNA, 1414 nt
Organism: Nicrophorus vespilloides
Lineage: Eukaryota; Metazoa; Arthropoda; Insecta; Coleoptera; Silphidae
Gene: cort
Product: protein cortex
Exons: 1
Coding region: 40-1329 (429 amino acids)
Biological process (GO): positive regulation of ubiquitin protein ligase activity; anaphase-promoting complex-dependent catabolic process; positive regulation of anaphase-promoting complex-dependent catabolic process
Cellular component (GO): anaphase-promoting complex
Molecular function (GO): protein binding; ubiquitin ligase activator activity; anaphase-promoting complex binding
Source: RefSeq, a predicted model, not a curated record
GUUCGUUGUGCUAUGCGAUAAAAAUUGAAUUCUUUGAAAAUGGAAAAGUGUUCGGCGGAUAGAUUCAUACCUAGACGAGCUGGUGAGGACUUUAACUUGUCAAAUUUUAAGCUGCUAGCGAACAAAGAUGUGCACAUGCCGAAAUUCGAUUUGGACCAUCCGCGGUAUUUGAACUACGCUCAAAUGAAAUACAAGAUGAAUAAUUACGUCGGUAAUUUGUGGCAAGCGAUAAUGGAGAAAGACAGAAAAGUGUUAAAUUUUACGGAACCGAAGAGAUAUAAAAGAUGCACAAACAGUUCGUUGGUGAAUAAGGAUUGGCCUGUGAAAGCAAGGAAGAAACCGAUGAUCGGAGCGCCGAACAUAGUAUUGGACAUUCCGGAUUUGAACACCAACCUGUGCAUGCAUAUUACAGAAUGGGGUAAAUCUGGUUAUUUGGCGUCCGUGUUCAACAAGGAAAUCUGCCUGUGGUGUCCAGAGCUAUCGUGUGAUGGAUUCACUACGAACACAGGGAAGAUGGUGAACAAAUGCAUCCGGUGGAGCACGGACGGAACGCGAUUGGCAUUCUCUAUGAGCAAAAAGAACGUAGGCAUCCUUGACGUUGACGUAAAGAAAGUGACGAGAGGACAAUGCGGAUGCUGCUACUUUUGCACAAUUACGGCUAUUGCCUGGUGCAACACAAAUCAAUAUCUCCUGACCGGCUGCACGAACGGCGUCCUCAGUUUAUUCACAUCGACAUUAAUGCUGAUGCAAGUCUGGAAUCCGACACAUUGCGGGCCAAUAUAUUCAAUAGAAUUCUCAAGCCAAGGCAACUACUUUGCGACUUCCGGUGAAGACGAAAUAGUGAGGAUGUGGAACUGGCCCAUCCAGGAGAACCUGGAAGUGACCAUGUACGAGAAGAUCUCAAGCAUCGCAUGGCAUCCAUUCCAGGAAUCACUUCUGGCCGUGGGCAAGUUCGAGGGGGAGAUCUCCUUUUGGAACGUCAGCUCCGCGAAACUUGCCGCCCAGAAAAAUUUAUAUUCGGAAUGCGACUGUUUAACAUGGAACGAGAUCACCGGAGAGCUUGUGGUGAGCUUAUACGGCGAUGAUGACGGUAAGAAGGGCUACAACGAAAUACUCGUCCUUUCAAACACCAACACCGUAGUAGACGGCAUCGUCUGGCAUCAAGGUCCUGUCCCAUAUCUAAUGUGGAGUCCGGAUAGACGGCAAUUGGCAACUGCAGGCGUUGACGAGAACCUAUGCAUUUGGGAUUUCCUAGAGCGUAAAAAACAGAAGGUCUACGAGAACAGGAAGCCCUUUCAGAGUAGCAACUUUGGAAAGUGCAUCCGAUAAAUGCAACAACUCACGCCUCUAUUUUUUUAACCUUUGUUACGUGUUAAAUUAUUUUAUUAUAUUUAAUAAACAUUCUUAUUUUAAA